AUGCCCCUUGCCCUGGAGCUUCCGGUGCAUAUGCAAGCUGUAGCGCUGGAAGAGAUGGCACUCCUGAAGCUGCUGAAGGACAUGCUGCAUGACCAAACUCAACUGCCUGCCGAUGUCACCCUGGCGACACGCAAUGAACUGAUCGAGAUGGCCCAAAAACACAUGCACCCUGAAGAUCUGCCUUACUUCCUGCGGUGCGCGGACAUGCAACCUACGUUUGAGGAUCACGACGGCAUCAUUGAUUUCCCCCUACCCGUGGGCUUGCAACCGUGCACGGUCGCAGAAGAAUUGGCGGAGCAACAUCUACAGGAGGGCUCAGGCUCUCUGUGGAAUGCUGCACGUAUGGUGGCCAGAACACUACAGUUCGAGAAUGACCCCAGGGAUAUUGCAAAUGGCUGCACCUUUCGUCUCGGGCUCUUCUGCAAGGGCGGCAUAACAGGACUUGCUAAGUCCUCAACACAUCAUGUGGCCGCCAGUCGCCUGUUCAAUCAGGUGGUUCGAGAGGUCGCUCCGGAUCACACGUGGACCUCCCUCAGCAUCAGCGUCGACAAUGGUACGACACCACAUGUCGACAGCAACAACACGUCGGAGACCAGUCUGCUAGUGGGACUUACUCACCACUCGGCCGGACAUCUCUGGAUCCAGGACAACUCCGGCGACACGUGGAUGGAGGCCUCAGGAGUCAAGUAUCUGGGUACCACUUAUGCCACAGCGCGCCGAGCAGUCCUCUUCAACAGCAGGCUUUGUUUGCAUGGUACCCUUCCAUGGCAAGGCACUCGCUGUGUUUUGCUUGCCUACACGGUCGGCUCGCGUGCGGGCGUCCGUGAUGAUCAUGCCCGCCACCUGGAAGAAGCUGGAUAUCAGCUACCAUCAGGAUGGGGCAAGCGAGGGCAUGAUGUGCAUACGACAGUGCAAAGGCGCCUGGAACACUACUUCAACGAUACUCCAAGCAGAGCUGAUGCCGCUGAAUGCUGGGAGAUCUAA
Molecule: messenger RNA, 984 nt
Organism: Symbiodinium sp. CCMP2592
Lineage: Eukaryota; Dinophyceae; Suessiales; Symbiodiniaceae
Source: the annotation of a GenBank genome assembly